AUGUCCUAUCUUGUGGCGGUCAUGGUAGUGGUAGCCGCCGCACUUGUACCAGUCUCCACCGGGAAAACAUAUAUUGUAGGGGACAGUUUAGGGUGGACUGUUCCUCCUGAAGGCGUUGUGGCGUACUCCGACUGGGCUUCCCGACAUAAAUUCAUGGCUGGCGACAUUCUGGACUACGAAGAAGAAGACCAGAUGCAGACGACAUCAAACAAGCCGUUUACCGCUGCGUUUGAUCCGUCAAACCCUUUAGGAUUUCUGGAGAAGGUUUUUGAGUUCGUGGCGCGAGAGAGCGAUUUAUUCAAGAGUGAUUCCUUGAUAAAGGAUGUGAGUGCUGUGGUUAGAAUGGUGAAGGAGAAAGUGGAAGUCGAGGAGAAGAAGAGGAAAGAAUUGAAGGCUGAACGAAUUGUAAGAGCUGAAAAGAAAUUGAAGGAGGAUCCACUAUUGGCUACUGAGGUGAAAAAGAAGGAGUUGGAGCCGGAGGUCAUGGAGGAGGAAAAGGGAAGUGAUGCUAAAGAGGAGGAGAAAAAUGGGCCUCGAGCUCCUAACAAAGGCAAUGGUCUUGAUAUGGAUAAGUACUCAUGGGGUCAAUCUUUGCAAGAGGUUAAUGUUGUUGUUCCUGUACCUCCUGGAACAAAGUCAAGGUUCAUUGUGUGUGAAUUUAAGAAGAAUUAUCUUAAAGUUGGGCUCAAAGGUCAUCCUCCAGUUAUUGACGGUGAACUCUUCCAGCCUAUCAAGGUCGAUGAUAGCUUCUGGAGCUUAGAGGAUCAGAAAUCUGUUUCUAUCCUCCUUACCAAGCAGAAUCAGAUGGAAUGGUGGAAGUACCUGGUGAAGGGUGAGCCGGAGAUUAAUAUCCAGAAAGUAGAACCUGAAACCAGCAAACUUUCAGAUUUGGACGCCGAAACGCGUUCAACUGUGGAAAAGAUGAUGUUUGACCAACGACAAAAAUCCAUGGGCCUUCCAACAAGUGAUGAAAUGCAGAAGCAAGAGAUGCUAAAGAAGUUUAUGGCUGAGCAUCCAGAGAUGGACUUUUCAGGGGCAAAAGUUUGCUAA
Molecule: messenger RNA, 1050 nt
Organism: Fraxinus pennsylvanica
Lineage: Eukaryota; Viridiplantae; Streptophyta; Magnoliopsida; Lamiales; Oleaceae
Source: the annotation of a GenBank genome assembly